AUGGUGAUUAAGACCGAGACGUGCUCCUUCAGCGAGUGCCGCAUUUAUCCUGGCCACGGCUCGCGCUACAUCCGUCGUGAUGGCUCGGCUUACGUGUUCAUCAAUUCAAAAAGCAAGUCGCUCUUUAUGCAGCGUAAAAAAGCUACAAAAAUUGUGUGGACUCUUGGCUGGCGUCGUAUGAACAAGAAGCUUAAGGUCGAAGAGGUCAGUCGCCGUCGUGCUCGCAAGGCCACCAAGAUCCAGCGUGCUAUUGUUGGUGUCUCUGCUGAUGAUAUCCGCAAGAAGCGCAACCAAAAGCCAGAGGUCCGUGCUGCUGCCCGUGCCGCUCUGAAGGAGGCUAAGGACCGCAGCAAGGCGAAGAAGUCAGUGACCAAGUCGGAGCACGUCAGUAAGGGUUUCAAGGGUGGUAACGCUCCUCGUGCCCAGAAGAAGUCGGGUAACCGUGGUGCCAUCUAA
Molecule: messenger RNA, 456 nt
Organism: Peronospora belbahrii
Lineage: Eukaryota; Oomycota; Peronosporomycetes; Peronosporales; Peronosporaceae
Source: the annotation of a GenBank genome assembly